This is a messenger RNA of Aplysia californica (California sea hare), 1319 nucleotides long. RefSeq lists its product as uncharacterized. The record is from RefSeq and is a predicted model, not a curated record. Lineage: Eukaryota; Metazoa; Mollusca; Gastropoda; Aplysiida; Aplysiidae.
AUCAGUUGGCGAGAGAAACAUUUCAGGAUCUCCACCGUAUCUGGUUGAGCCGUGCUGUCAACUGAGGUGGCCUCACCAGCCAGUCUGUCGGCUUUUUACAUCCAGCCUAGGCUACAUCAAGAUGUACCCAGCACAACCCCGCACGAGCACAGAACGGAAGUCCCCGAAAGUCUGGGUUCAGAGACAGCAGCACUGUGUCAAGCCCACACUCUUGUGUGUCAACGCUUCCUCCUACACUGGGGAGAUGUUUCUGCUACCAGAGAACAUGAUCUCAUCUCUAACUCUAAGAUAUCUGUGUUGACAGCUGAGAAGCGGAGUCGGUCAGUCCAUAGCGCACCAGUCUCCUAAGGUGUACAAACACGACGUGACACACACACAUCUGAAUGUUGCUGAGGCAGAGAUGACCAUCUGUGAUGGCGUCACGACCCUCCCUUCCCUCUGGCCUCUGGGCGUGGUUUCUGGUGUCGCUACUGGCGCCUUCCUGCCGCCCUGUCAAACUGCCCACAGUGGCGAGGCUCGACGAAGACUUCCACCCGAAGGUUCGAGAGGUUUUUGAGGGGACAUCACCCAUACAGCUCCCGUGUCCUCGUCUGAAAGGUCAUGACACCGUGACCUUGACCCGGCUGGUUGACCCCCGGGAGGUGGAGGCCAGGGGGCAAGUACUGAGUCACGUGGACAGUACAGGAAAACUCCACACGGUGGAGACGGGGCCCUCUGUUGGUGAGCUACGAGUGGAGUGUGACGUCAUCCAACUGUAGCAGGAAGUGGGCGGAGAGGGGAGGCAAGCGAGAGGAGACGAUGGCUCUUUUUGGUGUGGUGGGUCACAGGCGGCCAGUUCCCCGAGUCCCGACGACAUGGUGGAAGUGUACAGUGACAGAGUCAUCGCCACUGUGUCUCCGGGGGACCUCCGUCUUAUUAAAUCCAGACUGAUGAAGUCGAAGAAACCUGGUCUUGAUCUGGGCUACUUCCGCCUGCCCCAGUCUGGCACCCCGCCCUCCCCACACGCCAGCCUGUCGCCCGCGCCUCCCGAGAUGUCUGUGCUCAAGGGUAGACACACAGAAGAUGAUGACGAAGAAUGGUCCCUGACCCCCAUAAUGAUAGCCGCCCUGGUCCUGAUAGUCCUGGUCAUUCUCACCAGUCUGGUCGUCCUCGCCUGCUUGUGCCGGGUCUACAUGCAGACCAACAAGACCCUGAAAGAGCAACAGCCCAGGUACGAACAGGCCAGCCGAGAGAAAAGCAGAAACGAUAAACCCGACAGAAAGGAGAAAGAGGAAGACGAAAGUAAGACGUACAUGUAGAGUGAGAUGGAGAGUGGCCGU